AUGAUGUCGUCCAGGGACAUGUCCAUCUUGUCGGCCAUGAUGGCGGCACCGCUCCCGCCCGCACUUCCGGCCGCGCUGCGCCCGCGCCGGAAGCGGAAGGGGCGGGGCUGCGGCGCGGCGCGGCGGGCGCGCGAGGCUCUGUGGGGCGGGUGGCACUUCCGGCGGCACCGGGACCGGGAGCAGGAGCGGGACAUGCGGGUGCGCGUGCGGAGCUGGCACGGAGUCGCGUCCUGGCUGUGGGUGGCCAACGACGAGAACUGCGGCAUCUGCCGGAUGGCCUUCAACGGCUGCUGCCCCGACUGUGAGUGCGGCACCGGCACCGGCACCGGGCGCUGCGCGCCGGCCAUGGCUGACGGUGUGUCCGUGCCGCAGCAGGUGCAGCAGCACUGCCCCAUGUGCCGCCAGGAGUGGAAGUUCCGCGAGUGACGGCGGCACCGGGCACCGGGCACGGCCGUGACCCGCCCCGCCCGGCCCGGCCCGGCCCGCCCGCCCAGUAAACGUGCGACGCCAGUCCGUGUCCGUGUCUGUGUGCGGUGUCCCGGGCUCGGUGCUCGGAGCGGGGCCGGUCAGUGACUCCGCCGGGCGCCCCGCGGGCUCCGCCGUCCCGGGAAGCGGAGCGGCGCCGCUGCGGCAGGGCGGGCGAGGCGGGACCCCCGCCCGGGUGCCGCUGCUCGCGCUGUGCCGCCCCGCCGAGCCCCGUUCCUGCGGGCGGCCCGGUGGGCAGGACCUCGGGGCGCUCUCGGCCCUUGCCGCUCUCAGCUCCGACACCGGCGGCUCUGCCCAGCUCGGCCCGCUCCUCCGGGGCUCCGCACCGCGGUGAGGAACAGGGCCGCCCGGGGCCUGACUGCCCCGGUACCCCGGGGAGUGAGCGGGGCUGGGGGCCCUGGGAUGACAAUAAACGUGCUCGGGAUGGC
Zonotrichia leucophrys gambelii is the source of this 914-nucleotide messenger RNA. RefSeq names its product anaphase promoting complex subunit 11 (gene ANAPC11). The coding region runs from base 1 to 426 and encodes 141 amino acids. Gene Ontology annotation, molecular function: ubiquitin protein ligase activity; cullin family protein binding; zinc ion binding. The record is from RefSeq and is a predicted model, not a curated record. Gene Ontology annotation, biological process: protein ubiquitination; anaphase-promoting complex-dependent catabolic process; positive regulation of mitotic metaphase/anaphase transition. Lineage: Eukaryota; Metazoa; Chordata; Aves; Passeriformes; Passerellidae. Gene Ontology annotation, cellular component: nucleus; anaphase-promoting complex. The transcript has 2 exons.